Magnolia sinica is the source of this 2473-nucleotide messenger RNA. Its product is annotated as probable methyltransferase PMT18. The record is from RefSeq and is a predicted model, not a curated record. Gene Ontology annotation, molecular function: methyltransferase activity. Gene Ontology annotation, cellular component: cytoplasm; endosome; trans-Golgi network. Bases 206 to 2092 code for a protein of 628 amino acids. The transcript is spliced from 5 exons. Lineage: Eukaryota; Viridiplantae; Streptophyta; Magnoliopsida; Magnoliales; Magnoliaceae.
AACAACCUUUUGAGAGAAUAUAUCACUGGAGCAUAUUUGCUGCAUUGCCUAACCCAUUUGAAUUUCUCAUGCGUCUAUCUUGUCCAAUAAAUCCGUCUUGAUUUUACCGAACACCCGCAAUUCUGUUUCUUUCUAUGAGAAUUUGGAUUGAUAGGUCAAGAUUCUGCGAUGAAAACCACCAAGUAUGUGAAUUUGUGCAGAUUUGAUGGCGAAGGAAUACACGGGCGACAAGCAUUAUCCAUUGGAAUCGAAGCGGAAGCGUCUCACAUUGGUGUUUGGCGUGAGCGGCCUCUGUGUUCUGUUCUACAUAUUGGGUGCAUGGCAAAAUACUAGCCCCAACACAUCCAACCGCUCCGAGGUCAUAACCAAGGUUGGAUGCGAUCCAGCCACCAGUUCCCGCUCUGCAAACCUGCAAUCAUCUUCAUCAUCCACCCUCGACUUCCAGGCCCACCAUCAGGUCAGCAUCAACGAAAGCGUGAUGGGGGCCCAUACGUUCCCGCCGUGCGACAUGAGUUACAGCGAACACACACCUUGCCAAGACCCAGAGCGGGCGAGGAAGUUCAAGGCGGAGAAGCUGAUGUACCGAGAGCGGCAUUGUCCCAAAAAGGAGGAUCGUCUGUUGUGCUUGAUCCCACCCCCACCCAAGUACAAGAACCCUUUCAAAUGGCCUCAGAGCAGAGACUAUGCAUGGUAUGAUAACAUCCCACAUAGAGAACUCAGCAUCGAGAAAGCCAUUCAGAACUGGAUCCAAGUUGAAGGUGAUCGGUUUAGAUUCCCUGGUGGCGGUACCAUGUUUCCUCGAGGAGCAGAUGCUUAUAUCGACGAUAUAGAUGAGCUCAUCCCUUUAACUAAUGGGAAGAUCCGAACGGCCAUCGAUACAGGCUGUGGAGUGGCAAGCUGGGGAGCUUAUCUGCUAAAUAGAGACAUCUUGACAAUGUCAUUUGCUCCAAGGGACACACAUGAAGCUCAGGUCCAGUUCGCGUUGGAACGGGGAGUUCCGGCCAUGAUUGGUGUACUGGCAUCUGAACGAAUGCCGUACCCUGCCAGAUCUUUUGAUAUGGCCCACUGCUCUCGCUGCUUGAUCCCUUGGAAUGAUUUCGACGGGCUAUAUCUGAUUGAAUUGGACAGAGUUCUACGGCCGGGAGGUUAUUGGAUUCUCUCUGGCCCACCAAUCCGUUGGAAGAAAUACCACAGAGGCUGGGAAAGGACCAAAGAAGAUCUGAAACAAGAGCAAGAUGCGAUCGAGGAUGUUGCAAGGAGCAUCUGUUGGACAAAAGUAAUAGAAAAGGAUGAUCUUGCAAUUUGGCAAAAACCCAUCAACCAUGUCGAGUGCGUUAAAAGCAGAACAAUUUAUAAGACGCCCCAUAUAUGCAAAGAUGACAAUCCAGAUACAGCCUGGUACAAGAAAAUGGAACCUUGCAUAACCCCACUGCCUGAAGUAAAUAGCGAAAGUGAAGUAGCCGGUGGGGCAGUGGAGAAAUGGCCAGCCCGGGCAUUUGCAGUCCCACCUAGAAUAAGGAGUGGAUCUAUUCCUGGAAUAACCGCUACGAAAUUCCAAGAGGACAAUGAUGUAUGGAGAGAGAGGGUCGCAUACUACAAGCGGAUCAUCCCUCCUCUAUCUAAAGGACGUUACCGUAACAUAAUGGACAUGAAUGCCAUGCUUGGAGGGUUCUCCGCCGCGCUACUGAAAUACCCAUUAUGGGUCAUGAAUGUGGUCCCCACCGAUUCGAACCACGAUACUCUUGGUGUGAUCUACGAGCGUGGAUUCAUCGGGACAUAUCAGGACUGGUGCGAAGCCUUCUCUACGUAUCCCAGAACAUAUGAUCUCAUCCAUGCUAAUGGCGUGUUCACCAUCUAUCAGGACAGGUGUGACAUUACAUACAUUCUGUUGGAGAUGGAUAGGAUACUGAGGCCAGAAGGAACAGCAGUAUUCAGAGAUACAGUGGAUAUACUGGUGAAGAUACAAGGCAUAAUUGGAGGGAUGAGAUGGAAGAGUGAGAUCAUGGAUCAUGAAAGUGGGCCAUUUAAUGCUGAGAAAAUCCUAGUUGCUGUGAAAACUUACUGGACUGGCGAGGCUACAGAAGAGAAGUAACUAAUAUUUGUAAUUUUUCUUCCUGAGAGAGGGGUUCUUUUCUCCUGAAUUGUGCUGUCUCAUCAGCCGUACAUAUGGCGUGCGUGGUACGUGUUGAUCCAGACAAUUCAGAUCAUAGGAUGUGGUCCCCUGUAGAUGAGAAUAGCCCGAAAUACGCUGAGUGAAUGAUAUCAACCAUCUAAUUUUUGUUCUUAACCGUCCGUUUGGUUUAACUACCAAUUUUAUUAUUGGGACCGUUCGAUCAGUGUGUUUUUCAGGCUAUGCUACAUCCACAUGGUGGCAUACGAUUUGGACGGUCUCGAUUGAUGUCCAUCCGUGUCAUGUGUACGGUGGUUGAGGAUGGCAACUUAAAGGUUGGCGGUUGUAGUACGUGGGUUUUGC